Pygocentrus nattereri (red-bellied piranha) is the source of this 1048-nucleotide messenger RNA. RefSeq names its product iodothyronine deiodinase 1 (gene dio1). The transcript is spliced from 4 exons. The record is from RefSeq and is a predicted model, not a curated record. Gene Ontology annotation, molecular function: thyroxine 5'-deiodinase activity. NCBI's taxonomy places the organism in Eukaryota, Metazoa, Chordata, Actinopteri, Characiformes, Serrasalmidae.
CGUCGCAGUCCACUAGAUGGCGGUGUGCGCGUAAACCUCAAUGGAGGAGCAGAAAACAAACGACGUCACAACAACAAAGUUUCAGGAGUGACCGGACAGCUGACGGACAGACGGAGAGACAGACAGACGGAGAGGCGGAGAGACGGAGAGACUGGCUUCGUGUCCGACUGUCUGCGGCGAUGUGGCUGUCUGUGCGCUUCGCUGUCCGCAGGCUGGCCGUGUGCGGCAGCUCCGUGGUCAUGCUGCUGCUGCUGCUGGUCCAGUUCUGUGCGCUGAACCUGCUGUCCGUGCUGAGCCCCGCUCUGGCCCGGAGGAUCAUGCUCCGGCUGGGGGAGCGGAGCACCAUGAGCCUCAACCCGCGCUUCCGCUACGAGGACUGGGCUCCUUCCUUCACCACACCGCGCUUCCUGGAGGCCGUUCUGCGGGGCUGCUGGAGCUGUUUGGGGGAUUCCGCUUUUGUGGGCCAUCGGGCUCCAGACUGCCCCCUAAUCACCCUGGAGGGGGGCAGGACCAGCGUCCAUCAGUUCAUCCGGGGUAAUCGUCCACUCGUCCUGAGCUUCGGAAGCUGCACCUGACCACCGUUUCUUUUCAAACUUGACGAGUUCAAGCAGCUCGUCAGGGACUUUGGUGAUGUGGCCGAUUUCCUCGUGAUCUACAUCGCCGAAGCGCAUGCCACAGAUGGCUGGGCCUUUGCCAACAAUGUGGACAUCAACCAGCACAGGAGCUUGCAGGAGAGACUGACCGCAGCAAAGUCUCUGAUUAAAGAAAACCCGCUGUGUCCUGUGGUAGUGGACGAGAUGAAUGACAUCACAGCCAGCCGUUACGGAGCCCUGCCUGAGCGACUGUACGUUCUUCAGGGAGGAAAGGUCAUCUACAAGGGAGGCAAGGGUCCUUGGGGCUACAGUCCAGAGGAAGUACGGAAGGUGCUGCAGAAGAUGACCUAGGAUGUGAGAUACGAGGACAUGAGAGAGAGUUAUCUUGGCUUUGCUGCUUUCUUUAUAUAUAUUAUACACACACACACACACACACACACACACACACACACACA